This is a messenger RNA of Phaedon cochleariae (mustard beetle), 1490 nucleotides long. The record is from the annotation of a GenBank genome assembly. Lineage: Eukaryota; Metazoa; Arthropoda; Insecta; Coleoptera; Chrysomelidae.
GUUAUCUCGGAUUAAAAAAAAUGUAUUUAUUAUUUUUAUCAUAUUGAAAGCUUGUUGAAUAUAAACAAGAAAGUUUGAAAAUUCAUUUCAUUUAUAUUUUUGCCCUAUUUCAAUAUUCAUUAUAGUUUUCCGAUGUCCGAAUUUCAAGAAUCAAAUCAAAAGAGAUGGAGUCACUUGAGGAAAGUUUUAGAAAGACCAGGACCAUUCAGCCACCCUGAAUUCGAACCUUCCUCAGAGAUAUUAGAUUUUAUAAUGUCAUCAUGCAAACUGUUAGUGAUAGGGGCUGGAGGGUUAGGUUGUGAAUUAUUGAAAGAUUUGGCCUUACUUGGCUUUAAAAAUAUACAUGUAAUAGAUAUGGACACUAUUGACUUAUCAAAUCUGAACAGACAAUUUUUAUUCAGGCAUAAAGAUAUUGGAUCAUCCAAAGCUGAAAUUGCUGCCUCUUUCAUUAACAAAAAGAUACCUGGAUGCCAGGUUAUUCCACAUUUUUCUAAAAUACAGGAUUUUGAUGAAAAUUUCUAUAGACAGUUUCAUAUUAUUGUAUGUGGCUUAGAUUCAAUUGUGGCUAGAAGGUGGAUCAAUGGAAUGCUGGUCUCCAUGCUCAAUUAUGAUGAUGGUGUCUUGGAUCAACAGUCUGUGAUCCCCAUGGUGGAUGGAGGAACUGAAGGGUUUAAAGGCAAUGCUAGAGUGAUAUUACCAGGAAUGAGUGCUUGUGUUGAAUGCACUUUGGACCUGUAUCCUCCCCAAGUAAAUUACCCUUUAUGCACUAUAGCCAAUACUCCUAGAUUGCCUGAACAUUGCAUUGAGUAUGUCAAACUGAUACUUUGGCCUCAAGAAAAUCCAUUUAAUGUUCCCUUGGAUGGAGAUGAUACCCAACACAUUGCUUGGAUUUAUGAGAAGUCUAUGGAGAGAUCAUUGCAAUUUAAUAUUCCUGGAAUCACCUAUAGGCUUGUACAAGGGGUGGUGAAACAUAUUAUUCCUGCAGUUGCCUCUACCAAUGCUGUCAUUGCUGGAAUUUGUGCAACUGAGGUUUUCAAAAUCGCCACGAGCUGUUGCGUCCCAAUGAACAACUACAUGGUUUUCAACGACGUAGACGGCAUCUACACGUACACAUACGAGGCCGAAAAAAAAGAGGAUUGCCUGGUGUGUUCACAAACCCCUCAAAUACUCGAAAUCAAAGACCCCAACAAGAUGAAAUUGAGGCAGCUUCUGGAAUUGUUGGCCGAGAGCGCAGCUUAUCAGAUGAAAACCCCGGGUUUGACGACCGUGAUCGACGGGAGGAACAAGACCCUGUAUAUGGCGACUAUCAAGAGCAUAGAGGAACGCACUCGGGACAAUUUGAAUAAGUCGUUGGUGGAGUUGGGUCUGAGAGACGGCCAGGAUAUUUUGGUCGCCGAUGUCACUUCGCCUACCACUCUUAUAAUAAAGUUGAAAUAUGUGAUCGAUGAUGUGGAAAUGAAAUAAAUCAUUUAUUAUACAAUAUGCACCGG